Messenger RNA from Lates calcarifer (barramundi perch), 2024 nucleotides. RefSeq lists its product as uncharacterized. The coding region runs from base 314 to 1837 and encodes 507 amino acids. Gene Ontology annotation, biological process: T cell costimulation; cell surface receptor signaling pathway; cellular response to lipopolysaccharide. The record is from RefSeq and is a predicted model, not a curated record. Lineage: Eukaryota; Metazoa; Chordata; Actinopteri; Centropomidae. Gene Ontology annotation, cellular component: external side of plasma membrane. The transcript has 10 exons.
UUAUGGUGUGUAUACUUGUGUCGCUCACAAUAUGGGGACAGUAAUCUAUCACUGGGGGGCAUCGUCUCCAAACUCCUGACUGUCAAAAUCUGAACCCCAUAACGUAAUCUGUUUGGGUUUAGGUCGGUUGGGACUAUACUUACUCACGUUACGGUAAUGGUGAGUUUAGGCAUGGCUCAGUGUGUGGGGGGUGUGUCUCUGCUGAGAAACUCCUUCAUAUAAAACGCGGAGCGACUCAUAGUUACAACAGUUGAAGGAAGAAGGAAAAAUCUAAUGAAAACAUUAGUGGCUGUUGCAUGACCAGCAGGUGUCAAUGGACUGGGCCCUUUUUGUAAUAUUGCAAGUCAUAUUUCAGCCAUCUCUCUCAGUCUUAUUCACUGUUGAGGCAGAGAGACCCACGUACACGUCAGAGUUCGGUGGCGAUGUCGUGAUGGGCUGCAGGUUUCAGCCAAAACCGUCAAAUCCUCAAGCUGACCUGAAGGUGUCCUGGCGCUGGCUCGGCAGCACCUCCCCCUGGGAAGUGUACCAGAUGAAUAAUGGGAAGGAGCACUCGGCGUCUCCGGAGUAUCAGGGCAGAGUGAGGCUUCUCACUGAGCAGCUGAAUGAGGGCUGGGCCAAGCUACAGGUCUCCAGGCUGAGGAUCAAUGACUCUGGGGUUUAUCAGUGUCUGGUGCAGACAGGAGAAGGAGCUGACUAUAAAGCCAUAACUUUGUCUGUUAUAGCACCUUAUAAAACACUGACUAAACGCAUUGUGAAAGCAGCAGAAGGGGAUAAAGUGCUGCUAACCUGCCAAUCUGAGGGAUACCCCGAGUCACCUGUUGUGUGGCAGGAUGGACGCCUGCAGAGCCUCAAGUCCAACACCACUACUGUGUCAACACCAGAACAACUUUUUAAAGUCACCAGUCAGAUACAUGUCAACUCUUCAGAUAAAGACAACUACACAUGUCACUUUUUAAAUGGUGGCCAAUCUGCAACAUUCCAUAUUCCAGAUGAAAUACCUGUUCCACAGGUGAAAAAUGAUGCCCUCAUCGUUGUGCUGAGCAUAGGACUGAUAAUGGUUGUCAUUAUCGUCGCAGUGCUCAUGUAUCGACGACGAAAAGGAUCCAACACUCCCAGCACCAGGAACCUUCUGGUUGACGGUCGGGGCGGGCCUGUUUCUGCCGUUGCCUGCUCACAAACAGAUAAAGAAAAUGAGGAAGAGAGAACUAUUUUUAAUGAAGAGCGCAUAGAGGAAAAUCUGGGGGCGAUUCUGAAAGCCCAUUAUUCUGACGUCUCCUUCAGCACAGAGGUGAGGCAUCACUCGGGCUCUUUCGACGUGGAAGAGCUGCCUCACAGGCUGCAAAACAAUGAGGGCCAGGCUAUGAAACCUCAAGCUUUACUCCCAGAAGCUGGAGAGAUACUUUUACUUCAGGGACCCCCAGGAAGCGGAAAGACAACUGUAGCCCACAUCCUGGUCUCCUCUUGGGUCGAAGGGCCCGCACAUUCCCUCGCUAAUGUCCUAGAUCUCAGCAUUCUUCGGCUUCUCUUGUACAUCGACUGCAGCGCUGCAAAGGGUGACUUGUUUCAGGAAGUAGUGACUCAACUUUCUCUCAUGGAAAAGACAUCGACAGAGGAUGAGCUGAGGACUUUGUUAACCAGGUCCAGCGACACUCUGCUGUUGCUGGAUGGGUACAGAGAGGGGAACCAGUUUUUUGAUGAGUCCCUAAAAAGGUUCCUAUGCGAAAGAGGGGGAUGCAGGGUGCUGGUUGUGACCUGCCCGGAGCAUUGCCCAACACUCAAGGAGACAAUUGGGACAAGAGGGGUACUGAAGCUCCAAACACAGACUGUUAAAUACUGAGGGCACCCACAAACACAUUAAGCACUUGUUACAUUUUUCAUAGGAUUUGUAUGAUGUUUUGUUGUUGUUUUUGUUACUGUACAAUGUCUUGUCAGAUGUUUAAUAAGCCCAAAUAUGCUGCAAAAUGUACUGAAUUCAAAGUAAUAUACUUUUAAGAGAUGCAAUAAAUUUUAGUUUUCAGUUUUUA